This is a messenger RNA of Cololabis saira (Pacific saury), 636 nucleotides long. Its product is annotated as macrophage receptor MARCO-like. NCBI's taxonomy places the organism in Eukaryota, Metazoa, Chordata, Actinopteri, Beloniformes, Belonidae. The record is from RefSeq and is a predicted model, not a curated record. The coding region runs from base 100 to 636 and encodes 178 amino acids. The transcript has 10 exons.
CUCUUGAUGGAGACGGGUCGGCCUCCGCGCUGAGCAGACUGGACUCCAGCUCUGCAGGACCGGCGCGUCCAGAGGAAACGGCACCGAGGAAAAGAAGAGAUGCUGUCUCACCUGGUUUUAGGAUGGACUGCCUUGCUCAGUGGCCUCCAACCAGCAGCUUCCUCUGUGACCUCCAGAUCUCUGCUGAGAAGCGGCAGGUGGUCGUCGUGGACGUGCCAGGUCUUCAUCCCUCCUCCUCUUCCUCCUCCCAUGUUUCCAUCAAUCAAACGCAAAGCAGAGCUGAUGGUUGACAUUACUGAACACGUCACAGGAGCUAAAGGAGCAAAGGGCUCCCGAGGACCCAGAGGAGCAAAGGGUCAGCCCGGCAUCAUGGGUCCAGAAGGAGAACCAGGACUACAAGGUACCCUAGGACAAGCAGGGGAAAAGGGAGAGAAGGGUGACAGAGGCUGGAGGGGUCUGUACGGAGACGUGGGGACCCCGGGGAUGAUAAAGGGCAGAAAGGGCCACAAAGGCUUCGGGGGGGAUAAAGGUAUGAAAGGAAAGCGAGGCCUCCGUGGAGAUAAGGGUGAGCACGGCAUCCCUGGAAGGUCCGGACAGAAGGUAAAAGAUCUGCUGAUGCACCUUAAAAGGAGUUGA